This is a messenger RNA of Telopea speciosissima, 1141 nucleotides long. RefSeq names its product probable pectinesterase 68. Lineage: Eukaryota; Viridiplantae; Streptophyta; Magnoliopsida; Proteales; Proteaceae. Bases 1 to 1056 code for a protein of 351 amino acids. Gene Ontology annotation, biological process: cell wall modification. Gene Ontology annotation, molecular function: pectinesterase activity. The record is from RefSeq and is a predicted model, not a curated record. The transcript has 5 exons.
AUGGCUUGUUGCACUAACUCAUUAUUCUUGCCCUUCUCUUUCUUCACGUUGUUCUUAUUACUGCAUGCUUCAAUAUUGCAGGUUACGAGCAGCACUCACCAACAUCACAAAUGGAUUGGACCAAUCGGACACCGUUUGAUCAUUGUCGAUGCUCGUGGGACCGGUGAUUUCCUCUCCGUCCAAGCUGCCGUUGAGUCUGUCCCUGAGAAUAAUAGUGAGAACGUUCUAAUUCAGAUAAAAGCUGGAUACUACAUAGAAAAGGUAGUGGUACCAGCGAAGAAACCAUACAUAACAUUUCAAGGGGAGGGGAAGGAAGUGACGGUGAUUGAAUGGCACGAUAGGGCAGGUGACCGUGGACCUAAUGGUCAACAGUUGAGAACUUACAAUUCUGCUUCAGUUUCUGUCUUCGCCAAUUACUUUUCUGCUAGAAACAUUAGUUUCAAGAACACAGCACCGGCACCGUUGCCGGGGUUGGAAGGAUGGCAAGCGGUGGCACUGCGUAUCUCUGGAGACAAGGCUUACUUCUCUGGUUGUGGGUUUUAUGGCGCACAAGACACCCUAUGUGACGACGCUGGCCGCCAUUACUUCAAGGAAUGCUACAUUGAAGGUUCCAUCGACUUUAUCUUCGGCAAUGGUCGAUCCAUGUACAAAGAUUGCGAGAUACAUUCAAUAGCGACGAGGUUUGGGUCCAUAGCGGCGCAAGAUAGGAAUUCGGCAGAAGAGAAGACGGGGUUCGCUUUCGUGGGUUGCAGGGUGACAGGAUCAGGCCCACUCUACGUGGGCCGUGCAAUGGGCCAAUACUCCAGGAUCGUCUUCGCCUAUACUUACUUCGACAACAUCGUUGCCCAUGGUGGUUGGGAUGAAUGGGACGACCACACUACCACUAGCAACAAGACCAAGACAGUGUUCUUCGGAGUUUACAAGUGCUGGGGACCUGGAGUUGAAGCAGUCCGUGGGGUAUCAUGGGCUAGAGAGCUUGAUUACAAGUUGGCACAUCCAUUCCUUGCCAAGAGUUUUGUCAAUGGAAGGCACUGGAUUGCACCCACCGAUGCUUAGCCACACUCAUCUUUCUCCUGUUCUUAUUUCCCCCAUGAAAAUUUUUUCUUUCAGUUUAAAUAAAACUGCAUUCAUCUGUAAAGCA